AUGGAGAUACUUGAUCAGAGCAGCAGCAGCGUGAAGACAGGGAACGACGAGUACUUCCUCCCCCUCUUCCUUCUCCCUGCCGCUGGCGGUAGCCCGUUCCCUUCCGUUGGAUCGGUCCUGCAGGGGUCGGAUGCGGAGUCUCAGGGGGUGGAGGAGGGGGACUUGGUGAUGUCGAUCAAGGAGGGGGAGGAGGAGGAGGCUGAGCAAAUGAUGGUCUCCUCUCCUCUUCCGCUCGUCCAACUUCGGAUGCGACGGAAGGCAGGAAGUUCCUAUCGUGUGACGAUCAGAAAGAUGCGAUCCUCUGAUCUCUUGUCCCACGCCUCCAGCAAGCUGCUGCUUGACCGCCUCCUCCGCGCCUUCCAACGGCAGCAGGAGGCUCUACUCGACGUUCUGAGCGCGACGCAGGAGGAGCAGAGCAGAACGACGCGGGAGUUAGAGGAGGUUUGCGCCAUGCAGCAUGCCAAGAUAGCAGAGCAGCAGGAGAGGGCUAGAGUGGCUGAGAACGAUUGCCAGGACCUCUUGCUCCAGAUCUUGACCAUGCAGGAUGAGCUGGUAGAUCAUCAGGUCGUGAGCAGGCAGGAGGAGGAAGAGGCUCACAGAGACGCGAGGAGAAUGAGCUCUAUGCAGAAGAACGAGGAGCUGCUGCAUCUGCUGGAGGAGAAGGAGCAGCAGCAGCAGCAGCAGCAGCAGCAGAUUGAAGACCUUCAGCGUCACCUGGACGAGGUUGACAAGCACAAAGAGGAGGCGCAGAAACUGGCUUAUCUUCAUCAGCUGGCAACUGAAGAGGUGCGGAGGGAGCAGAGGAAGUCAGAGGCUCUCAGCUUCGAGUACAAGGAGCAGCUAGAGUCCAGCAGGGAGACUUUCUUCGCCGAGGCACGAACUCGAGGAGAGUGCGAGCACGAUCGGAGAGCUGCAGAGGAAGAAUGCUGGUCUGGAGACAGUGAUAGGGAGGAUGAGGAUGGAGGAGGCAGCUACUCGCUCGCUCAUGCGCGACAUGUGGAGGCUCAGCGAGGAGGCCUCAGAGCUCGUGAAGGUGUCGGGGCAGGAACUUGCAACAGGGCUGGAGGUGAGGAGGACGAGGAGGAGUACGAGGAGGACGAGGACGAGCAGGACGAAACGAUUGAAGGGACGGAGAGAGGGAUGGGGAGGACAGAAAGGUUGGGAAGGAACGAGAGAUUGAGGGAGAAAGUAUGGGAGGAGGGAGAGGAGUAG
Guillardia theta CCMP2712 is the source of this 1212-nucleotide messenger RNA. RefSeq lists its product as hypothetical. The record is from RefSeq and is a predicted model, not a curated record. The transcript is spliced from 12 exons. Bases 1 to 1212 code for a protein of 403 amino acids. NCBI's taxonomy places the organism in Eukaryota, Cryptophyceae, Pyrenomonadales, Geminigeraceae.